This is a messenger RNA of Erigeron canadensis, 1422 nucleotides long. Its product is annotated as adenylyl-sulfate kinase 3. The record is from RefSeq and is a predicted model, not a curated record. Gene Ontology annotation, biological process: sulfate assimilation. The transcript is spliced from 7 exons. Gene Ontology annotation, molecular function: ATP binding; adenylylsulfate kinase activity. NCBI's taxonomy places the organism in Eukaryota, Viridiplantae, Streptophyta, Magnoliopsida, Asterales, Asteraceae. Bases 339 to 1157 code for a protein of 272 amino acids.
AGUGAGUGAGUGGAGUCUGUCAUGAAAAAAACAUGGCGACAACACAACUGAAAGACAAGAUUUGAAGAUCUGAAUACACAAACAAUGGAAAUCCGCUUCAUUUUCAAUUAAAACCCCCACUGUUUCAAUUAGAUUUCAUCUCUCUCUACAUUUUGUUUUCAUUGAUUUUAUAUAAGAAUAGCAUUAGUAGUUAUCAAUCACACCUUCAUCCCCUUUUUGGCGUCUACUACAAAAUAUACAUCUUAUACGUAAUUACACGAUUUAAUAUUCUUUAUUUCAUUGACUUGUACUUACUAUUCUAUAUCUAUAUAUUAUAUAUACAAAAUACAUGAUAUGAGAUGAUUGGUGUUGGAAGUCGAUCAUUUUGGGUGCUAAACAAACCGAAAUCCACCACCACCCGUCCAAAUUUGACAUCUUCUUCAACCAGCAGCUUUGUUGCAAUCAAAUCGAAACAAGUUUCACGAAUGUCACGUAUCGAAAAGGAACCGGGUUUUGUAAAUACUACUGCUCAUUCAGAUGAUUCAUCUGAUAAUAAUGGUUUGAUUCGACAAACUAGGAAUAUAGUUUGGCAUAAAUGUUCUGUUGAGAAAAGUGACAGACAGGAAUUGCUUCAUCAAAAAGGUUGUGUUAUUUGGAUUACCGGUCUCAGUGGUUCAGGAAAGAGCACAUUAGCUUGUGCAUUAACACGAGCUUUGCAUUCUCGAGGGAAGCUGACAUACGUCCUUGAUGGUGAUAAUGUCAGGCAUGGUCUUAAUAGUGAUCUAACUUUUAAAGCAGAAGAUCGUGCUGAGAAUAUACGAAGGAUUGGAGAAGUUGCAAAGCUGUUUGCUGAUGCUGGAAUUAUCUGCAUUGCUAGUGUGAUAUCACCUUACAGAAAAGAUCGUGAUACAUGUCGAUCCAAACUUCCAGAUGGAGCUUUCAUCGAGGUUUUCAUGGAUAUGCCAUUAAGGGUUUGUGAGGCCAGGGAUCCAAAGGGUUUAUACAAGCUUGCACGUGCCGGAAAGAUUAAAGGUUUUACUGGGGUUGAUGACCCGUAUGAGGCGCCAUUAAAUUCUGAGAUAGUGAUACAACAGGAAGGAGAUGUUUGUCCUCCACCUGAGGUUAUGGCCGAGAAAGUGAUCUCUUACCUGGAUGAAAAAGGUUAUCUGCAGGCAUAAUCUUUGAAGCACGUACCGUGAUGUGUAUAUGUAAACACAAAAUUUCUAAAUAAAUUGUCAUUUCUCCAGGAAAUUACUCGUUUCCUGGUUCUUUUUCGUUGAUAGUCUCUCAGUUAACCAAUCGGUUAAUUGAAGUCAAAUAUGCAAUGUAUGUUCAAUUGAAUUAGUCAGUGUGGGUUAUUAUUAUGUGUCAUUCAUUAUUCUGUAUGAGCAAAUGAAAAUUUUAAUGUUAUAAAAGAUGGAUCAUAUUUGAUCUUCUUCUGUA